This is a messenger RNA of Phoenix dactylifera (date palm), 3579 nucleotides long. RefSeq names its product villin-3-like. Gene Ontology annotation, biological process: actin filament severing; cytoskeleton organization. Lineage: Eukaryota; Viridiplantae; Streptophyta; Magnoliopsida; Arecales; Arecaceae. Gene Ontology annotation, molecular function: actin filament binding. The record is from RefSeq and is a predicted model, not a curated record.
CAAUUCCAUCUACUGGUCCUUUUUCGAUUUUUCCAUAAAUCAAUUAAUUCUCGUGCCCAAUCGUCGUAUCUCUUCUGGAUCAGAUACUGUGUAUUCUUUCUCUUUCAGAUCCCAGAUGUUGUUGCAUGUGAUAAUUCUAAUUUGGUGGCUGGUAUUUUGGUAAAUUGUUGAUGUUACUAGCACCACUUUAUCUUUGAAGGCAGCUUCUCUACUAUUGGAUUUUUGAGAAGGAUUAGUGAAAGUUACUACGUUAUGGCUGGAUCUACAAAAAAUCUUGAUCCUGCAUUUCAGGGAGUUGGCCAAAAAGUGGGGAUAGAGAUCUGGCGGAUUGAGAACUUCCAGCCUGUUCCUUUGCCGAAAUCUGAUUAUGGGAAAUUCUACUCAGGGGACUCUUACAUUGUUUUACAGACAACUGCUGGAAAAGGAGGUGCCUAUCUAUAUGACAUUCACUUUUGGCUUGGAAAAGACACUAGCCAAGAUGAAGCUGGAACUGCUGCUAUCAAGACUGUUGAACUUGAUGCAGUCCUUGGAAGCCGGGCAGUUCAGCAUAGGGAACUCCAGGGUCAUGAAUCUGACAAGUUUUUGUCAUUGUUCAAACCAUGCAUUAUUCCACUAGAGGGGGGUGUUGCUUCUGGAUUCAAAAAGCCUGAAGAGGAAACUUUUCAAACGCGUCUCUAUAUUUGUAGAGGAAAAAGGGUUGUUAGACUGAAGCAGGUUCCAUUUGCUCGCUCUUCACUAAACCAUGAUGAUGUGUUUAUCUUGGACACUGAAAACAAAAUAUAUCAAUUCAAUGGUGCUAAUUCUAAUAUUCAAGAAAGAGCUAAAGCUUUAGAAGUAAUACAGCAUCUCAAGGACAAAUACCAUGAAGGAACUUGUGAUGUCGCAAUUAUUGAUGAUGGAAAGCUCCAGGCAGAGUCUGAUUCAGGUGAAUUUUGGGUGCUAUUUGGCGGCUUUGCACCAAUUGGCAAGAAGACUGUUUCUGAGGAUGACCAUACUCUGGAAUCUACUCCUGGCAAGCUUUAUAGUAUUAAUGAUGGUCAGUUGAUGCUAGAAGAAAGUGCACUUUCCAAAGCCAUGCUAGAGAAUGACAAAUGCUAUUUACUGGAUUGUGGGGCUGAGGUAUUUGUAUGGGUUGGUCGGGUAACUCAAGUUGAGGAUAGAAAAGCUGCCAGCAAAGCUGCUGAGGAAUUUAUCAUUAACCAAAAUAGGCCAAAGGCGACACGCAUAACUCAAAUCAUACAAGGUUUUGAAACACAUUCAUUCAAGUCCAACUUUGAAUCUUGGCCAAUUGGUAUGGGAACGGCAACAUCUGUUGGUGAGGAUGGAAGAGGAAAGGUAGCAGCUUUGCUAAAGCAACAGGGUAUUGAUGUGAAGGGCAUGGCAAAAGGUUCUCCUGUUAAUGAGGAAGUCCCACCGUUGCUUCAAGGGGCUGGAAAAAUUGAGGUAUGGCGAAUCAAUGGAAGUGCCAAGACCCCAAUUCCUAAGGAAGAGGUUGGUAAAUUCUACAGUGGAGACUGUUAUAUUGUUCUUUAUACAUAUCAUUCAAGCGAGAAGAAAGAGGAAUACUUUUUGGCUUGUUGGCUGGGAAAGGACAGUGUUCAGGAUGAUCGGGUGAUGGCCAAUCGGUUAGCUAAUACAAUGUGCAACUCUUUGAAAGGGCGACCUGUUCAGGGUCGCAUUGUUCAAGGGAAAGAACCACCCCAAUUUAUUGCACUUUUUCAACCUAUGGUUAUCUUGAAGGGCGGAAUCAGUUCUGGAUACAAAAAGUUAAUUUCUGAGAAGAAUGGAAAUGAUGAUACUUACACUUCUGAUGGUAUUGCACUUAUUCGAGUGUCUGGUACAUCAGUGCACAAUAAUCAAGCUGUACAAGUUGAUGCGGUAGCAGCGUCCCUAAGCUCCACUGACUGUUUCCUAUUGCAAUCUGGACAUUCUGUUUUCAUAUGGCAUGGAAGUUCCACUACCUUCGAGCAGCAAAAUUGGGCUGCAAAAGUUGCAGAAUUUUUAAAGCCUGGUGCUACACUGAAACAUGCCAAGGAAGGUACAGAGAGCUCUGCAUUUUGGUUUGCACUUGGUGGAAAGCAAAGCUUUACCACUAAAAAGGUCAUACAGGAUACUGUUAGAGAUCCUCACUUGUACACCUUUUCCUUUAGUAAAGGAAAAUUAGAGGUUACUGAAGUAUACAACUUCUCUCAAGAUGAUCUGUUGACUGAGGACAUAUUGAUACUUGACACUCAUGCAGAAGUCUUUGUUUGGGUUGGUCAGUCUGUGGAUCCUAAGGAAAGGCAGAAGGCUUUUGAAAUUGGUCAGAAAUACAUAGAGCUUGCAGCAGCCUUGGAAGGGUUAUCUCCAGAUGUGCCACUCUACAGAGUUACAGAAGGCAAUGAGCCAUGUUUCUUUGCCACAUAUUUUUCCUGGGAUGGAACAAAGGCAGUUGUUCAAGGAAAUUCUUUUCAAAAGAAGCUCUCGCUGUUAUUUGGCACUGCCUUUCAAGCUUCUGAGUCAAGUGCGAGAUCCAAUACUCCAAAUCAUGGUGGAGCUACACAAAGGGCAUCUGCAUUAGCAGCCUUAUCUUCCGCCUUCAAUCCUUCUUCUGUGCUCCAGCAGUCAAGUGCAAGAUCCAAUACUCCAAAUCAUGGUGGACCUACACAAAGGGCAUCUGCAUUAGCAGCCUUAUCUUCCGCCUUCAAUCCUUCUUCUGUGCCCAAAGUUGCAGCUCCAAAGCCAUCAUCUCAUCCAAGACAGGGAUCACAGAGAGCAGCUGCCGUUGCCGCACUAUCAACUGUUCUAACUGCUGAACAGAAGGUGGCACAAUCUGAAGGCACUGCUAAUCAAUUCAGGAGCAGAAGCCCUUCACCAGAACAUCCUGUUGCUGAUAGCGAGAAUACUGAUGGUGCGAGCUCUGAGAUGGGGGAUCCCCUAGAAAUUUCAGCAGAAGGCAUGGAGGAAAGAGAAUCAGAGGAUAAUGGAGUUGAUUCUGAGUUGAAAGAGGAUUCACCAGUAGAUGACGGAGGUGAACGUAUAUUCAGUUAUGAACGACUAAAAUCCAAGUCCAGAAACCCUGUUAGAGGAAUUGAUUACAAACGAAGAGAGUCUUAUCUGUCUGAUGAUGAGUUCCAGACUGUUUUUGGGAUGACAAGAGAAGCAUUCUACCAGCAGCCCAAGUGGAAGCAAGACAUGCACAAAAAGAAGGUGGAUCUCUUUUGAGAAUGUAUCUAUGGACAUGCUGCUGUUUCCAGCUCUCAAAGUUUCUAUUUUGUCAUGCUGUUAUGUUUGGAUUGAGAUUGGGUCAGUAAACUCCGUUAAAGCAGCUUGCUGUAUGUUCAUGGCCGCCACUUAUUACUUGGGUUGAUUUUGCAGAGUUUUAGGCAAUUCUUUUAUUUGUACCAAGAGGUAUGUAUGGUUGCUUACCUUUGCUCGAGUUUGUUCAAUUUGUUAAGAUUUAGGUGCAUAUGUAUGUAUUUUGGUCUGAUUCACAAGGCCUUUUUCAGCCCUGUGAAAGUGAUACAGUAUAUGUAACACAUUCAGAUGGACAACAGACAUCUGGUUAAAUUAUUCUAGCGACUAUCUGUUUGGGGUAAA